AUCAUAUAUUUGUGCGCUUCAUGGCUUCAUUGUGCGCUUGUUGUUUGCACGUGUGUUGCAGCGGGAAGCUUGGCUGUAGUAAGUCUUGUUGUUAUUGCAAGUGGCGCAUUUAUUUAAUAGCUUGAAGUCUAGUCACACUAGUAACUGCGCACUGUUACGGAUCAACGCUCGGCUUGUCACUGUGUUGUGAUGUGAUUGUGCGCUGUGCAUUGGCGUGCGACCUCGCCGUGCUGUUUGCCGAUUCAUACUUGGGCCUCGGCGAGUCUCACCCUGUGUCACCGUGAUUAACUGCCUGUCAGUAGUGCUGCGAUGGUUGUGUGCGCGUCCUGUGGCGGCGAGGACUUCGAAGAAGUCUCGGGCCUCUACUACUGCUCCGAGUGCAACACCCAAAGCCAAGAGGUGCGCGUCGAACAAGUGGACGAUGAAGGUGCCGCACCACCUCCGCACGUCGGUCGCGCCUCUCCGCGGCAGUCGCGCAAGGAGAUGGGCAACAAGCCGCAGGAGAGCAAGCGCCACUACCAGACGAACGAACUGUUCAACAUGAUCCUCGUGCGCCAAGUCGACGCGCUGGUAUCGCUGGGCGCUUCUCCCGAGAUCCGCGGGGUCGUGUGUCGGCUGUGGAUGGACUACCUCGUCAAGCUAGAAGCGGUGAGUCGCGUCGAGGACGACGAGCGAACGCCCCGCCUCGGCGUCGCGAACCGGUGGAGCGACUUACGAACUGUCGAAGAGCUCCUCGCGACUUCCGAAACGAACGAACGCAAGCGUAAGAAACUGCAGAAAGCGCUGUUCGGCUCGGGUGUGCGGACGCGACUCAUGCCGCGCUCGUCUCGCCGUCGUAAGCAGCUGAGGAACCGCUGCGCGGCCUCUCGAGCGCACAACCACGACUCGGAGUGCGAGGACAUCUUGGAAGAAGAGGCCGCCGCAGCUACGGAAGGAGAAGAGGUCUCCGAUGACGAGUGGGAGGACUUUAGGUCGACAGCCGCCAAGGAGUAUCUCGACCACGUGUCCAGCCGUGGCGUCAACGUGCACGACAAGAAAGUCGGCCGGGAAACUGAGGUGACCGUGGUAACUCUCCAGCGGCUUUUGUGCGUUCUCUAUUUAGGCGUUUUGAUUACGGGAGAUCCCAUCUUGCUGACUGAUAUCUUGAGGUGGGCCCGGGACGGGCACCUGCCGUACCUGCACGUUGUGAAGUUCCUGCCCGAGGACGCCAAGCUGUGGGGCCAGCAGUGGCGAACUUUCGUGAGACUGGCGAUGCCCACGAUUGACGAGCUUGCAGUGCAGGCGGCCCAUUUGGCUCACUUCCUCGGAGUCCGGCACGAGCUGAAACAGCCGCCACUCCUACCGAUCGUCAUGCGCCUUGUGGCGGACCUCAACCUCCCUCUGGAGUUCGUGAACGUCUGCGAGCAAGUUCUUCGCACCCAUCCCGACAUGGUAACUCGCUGGGAUGCGCCUCCCCCACGAACAGCACGCUCCGUGCCCCUCUUCUCUCCCGUCUGCGAAGUCAGAGCUGCGGCUCUCCUGCUACUGUCACUGAAGCUUACUUUCGGGCUAAAUGGCAGCAGGGAGAAACGGCUGUCGCAAGCCACCGAAGAGUUGGCCAGCCGCCAUCCCGGAGCAAACCUGUUUGUGUGGGCACGCUGGGAGAAACACAUGCGCUCCAGGGUCCUUUUGCUGCGUUCGAGCUGCUACAUCUUCGAGCCUGAGGAUCUUGAUGACAUCAGGGACGUGGGUGUCUUGUUUCGUCAUCCUGACAGCAUUCCAGGUGACCGUUGCAUGGUCACAAAGGCACUAAGGGAGGGUUUGCAGAAGUCAUUUCGGGAGAUGCAUGAGAGGGAACUUGCCUUUAAAAGCGUGCCUGCAACUAGCUUUGCAAUUUCGCCAGCCAUACGUUUCUUCUCGGAGAGAGUGGCGGUUUCUUCAGGGCUGAGGGUAAUAUUGGAGGAAUCAUUUCUUGACCAGGACGUGAUGUAUCUCACCCGUGCCAGCGAUGGUGUCGCAUCUCUCGGAGGUUGGGCUGAGUUGUGCCAAAGGGAGCCAGAGUUUGCGGCCAUUGUGCAAGACAGUUGUGACCGGUACUGGACGGUCGCAUUGAGGAGAGUUUAUGAUAUGAAGUAUUCCACCAUUGUGCAACACUCGCUUCCUAAAGUUUUCCUUUUUCUAUUAGAGGUGAUUGCAGCCAUUACACAUUGCCCCCCGAAGGAGCUGUAUAGGGACCUUUUGCGGAUUGAAGCGCUAUUUGUGAGGCAAGACCGUGUCCUUUAUACAUAGCAUGUGCUUCAGUGUCCUAAUAUUUAUUGCAAAAACUUAUGCUUUAAUUAUUUACAUUGUUGCACGUUGUUAUGUAGGCUUGUGGGUUGAGGCCAUGGCAUGACAUGUGAGAUAUGCAUUUUUCAGCUCUGGCAAUAGUUCUUUUUUCUUUUGUAUUGUGAGUAUUACAAUGUAACACCUAAAUUCAAAAUCAAGAAUCGGGCUGACAGAUGGAGCAG
Molecule: messenger RNA, 2486 nt
Organism: Dermacentor albipictus
Lineage: Eukaryota; Metazoa; Arthropoda; Arachnida; Ixodida; Ixodidae
Gene: TAF1B
Product: TATA box-binding protein-associated factor RNA polymerase I subunit B
Biological process (GO): RNA polymerase I preinitiation complex assembly; nucleolar large rRNA transcription by RNA polymerase I
Cellular component (GO): RNA polymerase I core factor complex; RNA polymerase transcription factor SL1 complex
Molecular function (GO): RNA polymerase I core promoter sequence-specific DNA binding
Source: RefSeq, a predicted model, not a curated record